AUGAUGUCGAGGCUUCUGUCCGUGCCUCGGUACGAUCAUCAACAACCCCAAAUCGCCUUUCUCCCAGGCUCCAUUGAUCUCAACCAAUUACCCUCCCCCGCUCCCCUCCACGAGCUCCUCAUGCUGCGGACAUCGCUUCGAACCGUGAGGGCGCUGGGCGGCACGCCGGUCGCGGUCGCUCGGGCUCAAUGGCCCGCGAGAUCAGUAGUUGGAGCCGUCACGAGGAGAUAUUUCGCCGAUGAGAAAAAGCCGCCGACAGUAAACGAUGUUGCGAAACCGGCAGCUCCCCCCGCUGAGCCGAUUGUACCACCUUCCACUACACCCAAGGCUCCUACUCCCAGUGCCUCCACCACCACCACCACCGAGAAGACUGCCUCUACGCCGCCGCCUCCCCCUCCUCCCGCCAAGCCUAAGAAGGGCUUCUUCCGCCGCCUAAGGAAUUUCGUCGUCACGCUCGUCCUGCUCGGCGCCGUCUCCUUCGGAGGCGGCGUCUGGUACUCGCGCAUCAACGACAAGUUCCACGACCUCUUCACCGAGUACGUCCCCUUCGGCGAGCAGGCCGUUCUCUAUCUGGAGGAACUCGACUUCCGAAAGAAGUUCCCGGAUAGCGCGUCCCGGGUGUCCAGCUCGGAGCUUAACGACAAGCAUGUGACGGUUGCUCCCUUGAGCGGCGCCUCGUGGAGGGUUGCUGACGGCGGCGAGCCUGCCGGCCGUCGGUCGAGCGCUUUGGACAAGAAGAAGGGCCUAAAGGCAGCAGCCGUUAAGGAGGCCGAGGAAGUCAAGGAACCUAAGGAUGCCGUGGUUACCGCUGUCUCUGAACCCGCCGAGGUUGUUGAGCUCAAGACGGAGGAGCCGGCGCCGGCGGCCCUUGAGUCUGAUCUCGAGACUCUCGAGAUCGCCAAGAUCGCCGAGGCUGAGUUCACGCCUCCCGAGGUUAACGAGCCUUCUCGAUUCCCUCCCAUCGCGCCCAUCGAUCCCCUCAAGGUCAACGAUGCUCAGGAGCCCAUCGUCCAGGAUCUAGUUCACAUGCUUAACGACCUAAUUACAGUCAUCAAUGCCGACAAGGCCCACGCCAGAUACGACUCGACUGUUUCCAAGGCCAAGAAUGACCUCGCCAAGGUCGGACGCAAGGUCCAGGAGAUGAAGGAGCAGAUUGAGAAGAAGGCGGCCGCCGAGGUCAAGGCCAAGAUUGACGAGUUCGACGCUGCCGCCAACACGCUGGUAGACCGCGUCGAGUCCGCCAUGGUCGCCCAAGAAAAGCAGUGGCGCGAGGACUUCGAGCAGGAGAUGACCAAGGUGCGCCAGGGCUACGAGGACAAGGUGCAGCUCCUCCUCGAGCGCGAGCAGAAGCUCAACGAGGAGAAGCUCAACACCAAGCUCCUCGAGCAAGCUCUCGCCCUCAAGAAGGAGUUCAUCGCCGAGGUCAAGGCGCAGGUUGAGAAGGAGCGUGACAGUCGUCUCGGCAAGCUCCAGGAUCUCUCGAACGCCAUCACCUCGCUUGAGAACCUCACUACGGGCUGGAACGACGUGGUCGAUCUCAACAUCCAGACGCAGCACCUCCACGUGGCCGUAGAGGCCGUCCGCGCCAGCCUCCAGGACACGCAGCACCCGCGCCCCUUCAUCAAGGAGCUCGUGGCGCUCAAGCAGAUUGCCAACGGCGACGGCGUGGUCGAUGCCGCCAUCGCCUCAAUCAACCCCAGCGCUUACCAGAAGGGCAUCUCAACCCCCGCGCAGCUGAUCGAUCGGUUCAGGCGCGUGGCGUCCGAGGUGCGCAAGGCUUCGCUGCUCCCCGACGAUGCGGGUGUGGCGAGCCACGCGACGAGCUGGGCGCUUAGCAAGGUUAUGUUUAAGAAGGAGGGGCUCGCGGCGGGAGAUGAUGUCGAGAGCAUAUUGACGCGUACGCAGACGUAUCUCGAGGAGGGGGAUUUGGACUCGGCGGCUAGGGAGAUGAAUGGGUUGGAGGGGUGGGCGAAGACGUUGAGUAGGGAUUGGUUGGCAGAGGUGAGGAAGGUGUUGGAGGUUCAGCAGGCUCUCGAGGUCAUUGCUACGGAGGCGAGAUUGCAGAGCUUGAGGACAGAGUAA
Messenger RNA from Scedosporium apiospermum, 2082 nucleotides. Its product is annotated as Formation of crista junctions protein 1. The transcript is spliced from 4 exons. The record is from RefSeq and is a predicted model, not a curated record. Bases 1 to 2082 code for a protein of 693 amino acids. Gene Ontology annotation, biological process: cristae formation. Gene Ontology annotation, cellular component: MICOS complex. NCBI's taxonomy places the organism in Eukaryota, Fungi, Ascomycota, Sordariomycetes, Microascales, Microascaceae.